AUGGGGGACACCUUCAUCCGCCACAUUGCCCUUCUGGGCUUCGAGAAGCGCUUUGUCCCCAGCCAACACUAUGUGUACAUGUUCCUGGUUAAAUGGCAGGACCUGUCAGAGAAGGUGGUCUACAGGAAAUUCACUGAGAUCUACGAGUUCCAUAAAAUGCUAAAGGAGAUGUUCCCCAUCGAGGCAGGCGAGAUCCAGUCGGAGAACAGAGUCAUUCCACACCUCCCGGCACCCAGGUGGUUCGAUGGGCAGCGUGCAGCUGAGAGCCGCCAGGGGACGCUCACUGAGUACUUCAACGCCCUUAUGGGACUGCCCGUGAAGAUCUCCCGCUGCCCACACCUGUUGGACUUCUUCAAAGUGCGACCUGAUGACCUGAAGCUGCCCACUGACAGCCAGGUGAAGAAGCCUGAGACAUAUCUGAUGCCCAAAGAUGGCAAGAGUAAUGUAGCUGACAUCACAGGGCCCAUCAUUCUUCAGACCUACCGUGCCAUCGCUGACUACGAGAAGAGUUCAGGCACGGAGAUGACCGUAGCCACCGGAGACGUGGUGGACGUCGUGGAGAAAAGCGAGAGUGGCUGGUGGUUUUGCCAGAUGAAGACAAAGCGAGGCUGGGUCCCUGCAUCUUACUUGGAGCCCCUUGACAGUCCCGACGAGGCAGAGGACCCGGAUCCCAACUACGCAGGUGAACCGUACGUAACCAUCAAAGCCUACGCUGCUGUAGAAGAGGAUGAGGUGACCCUGUCUGAAGGUGAAGCCAUUGAGGUCAUUCAUAAGCUCCUGGAUGGCUGGUGGGUGGUCAGGAAAGGGGAUGCCACUGGCUACUUCCCAUCCAUGUAUCUGCAGAAGGCUGGGGAGGAGAUAACCCAGGCCCAGCGACAGAUCAGAAGCCGUGGGGCACCACCACGCAGGUCGACCAUCCGCAACGCGCAGAGCAUCCACCAGCGUUCGCGGAAGCGCCUCAGCCAGGACACCUAUCGUCGCAACAGCGUCCGAUUCCUACAGCAGCGCCGAGGACCUGCGCGACCCGGACCGCAGAGAGCCGAGGGCACAAAGGAUAAUCUGUCGACUCAGCGCGCCAAACCGCAGCCUGCAGUGCCCCCGCGACCCAGCGCGGACCUCAUCCUGCACCGCUGCACAGAGAGCACCAAGCGGAAGCUAGCGUCUGCUGUGUGAGGGUGGCGGCUCCAAGAAGGCGUCCCAUCUCUAGCCCUGUAUAUACUUGUAUAUAGCCUGGGGCCAGAGGCUCCUCCCCCCCCCCC
Acomys russatus (golden spiny mouse) is the source of this 1259-nucleotide messenger RNA. RefSeq names its product neutrophil cytosolic factor 1 (gene Ncf1). Gene Ontology annotation, molecular function: superoxide-generating NADPH oxidase activator activity; protein binding; phosphatidylinositol binding. Lineage: Eukaryota; Metazoa; Chordata; Mammalia; Rodentia; Muridae. The record is from RefSeq and is a predicted model, not a curated record. The coding region runs from base 1 to 1173 and encodes 390 amino acids. Gene Ontology annotation, cellular component: NADPH oxidase complex; cytoplasm. Gene Ontology annotation, biological process: superoxide anion generation; respiratory burst. The transcript is spliced from 11 exons.